AUGGCAAUAAAACGAUUAAACCUACUACCACAUACUAGUAGUCUUAAUAACUCACCUACAUUAAACCUACUACCAUAUACUAGUAGUCUGAAUAACUCACCUACAUUAAACCCACUACCAUAUACUAGUAGUCCAAAUAACUCACCUACAUUAAACCUACUACCAUAUACUAAUAGUCCUAAUAACUCACCUACAUUAAACCCACUACCAUAUACUAAUAGUCCAAAUAACUCACCUACAUUAAACCUACUACCAUAUACUAGUAGUAUUAAUAACUCACCUACAUUAAACCUACUACCAUAUACUAAUAGUCCGAAUAACUCACCUACAUUAAACCCACUACCAUAUACUAAUAGUCCAAAUAACUCACCUACAUUAAACCUACUACCAUAUACUAGUAGUAUUAAUAACUCACCUACAUUAAACCUACUACCAUAUACUAAUAGUCCGAAUAACUCAAAUACAUUAAACCUACUACCAUAUACUAGUAGUCCAAAUAACUCACCUACAUUAAACCCACUACCAUAUACUAAUAGUCCAAAUAACUCACCUACAUUAAACCUACUACAAUAUACUAGUAGUAUUAACAACUCACCUGCAUUAAACCUACUACCAUAUACUAAUAGUCCGAAUAACUCACCUACAUUAAACCCACUACCAUAUACUAAUAGUCCGAAUAACUCGCCUACAUUAAACCUACUACCACAUACUAGUAGUCUGAAUAACUCACCUACAUUAAACCUACUACCACAUACUAGUAGUCUGAAUAACUCACCUACAUUAAACCUACUACAUCAUACUAGUAGUCUGAAUAUCUCACCUACAUUAAACCUACUACCAUAUACUAGUAUUCCACAUAACUCACCUAUAUUAAACCUACUACCACAUACUAGUAGUCUGAAUAACUCACCUACAUUGAACCCACUACCAUAUACUAAUAGUCCGAAUAACUCACCUACAUUAAACCUACUACCACAUACUAGUAUUUUGAAUAACUCACCUACAUUACACCUACUACCACAUACUAGUAGUCUGAAUAACUCACCUAGAUUAAACCUACUUCCACAUACUAGUAGUCUUAAUAACUCACCUACAUUAAACCAACUACCAUAUACUAAUAGUCCGAAUAACUCACCUACAUUAAACCCACUACCAUAUACUAAUAGUCCAAAUAACUCACAUACAUUAAACCUACUACCAUAUACUAGUAGUAUUAAUAACUCACCUACAUUAAACCUACUACCAUAUACUAAUAGUCCGAAUAACUCACCUACAUUAAACCCACUACAAUAUACUAAUAGUCCGAAUAACUCGCCUACAUUAAACCUACUACCACAUACUAGUAGUCUGAAUAACUCACCUACAUUAAACCUACUACCACAUACUAGUAAUCUGAAUAACUCACCUAGAUUAAACCUACUACCACAUACUAGUAGUCUGAAUAACUCACCUACAUUAAACCUACUACCACAUACUAGUAGUCUGAAUAUCUCACCUACAUUAAACCUACUACCAUAUACUAGUAUUCCGCAUACCUCACCUAUAUUAAACCCACUACCAUAUACUAAUAGUCCGAAUAACUCACUUACAUUAAACCUACUACCACAUACUAGUAGUCUGAAUAACUCACCUACAUUAAACCUACUACCACAUACUAGUAGUCUGAAUAACUCACCUAGAUUAAACCUACUACCACAUACUAGUAGUCUUAAUAACCCACCUACAUUAAACCAACAACCAUAUACUAGUAGUCUGAAUAACUCAUCUGCAUUAAACCCACUACCACAUACUAGUAGUCCGAAUAACUCACCUAGAUUAAACCUACUACCACAUACUAGUAGUCUUAAUAACUCACCUACAUUAAACCAACUUCCAUAUACUAGUAGUCUGAAUAACUCACCUAGAUUAAACCUACUAUCACAUACUAGUAGUCCGAAUAACUCACCUACAUUAAACCAACUACCAGAUACUAGUAGUCUGAAUAACUCACCUAGAUUAAACCUACUAUCACAUACUAGUAGUCCGAAUAACUCAUCUACAUUAAACCUACUAUCACAUACUAGUAAUCUUAUUAACUCAACUAGAUUAAACCUACUACAAUAUACUAGUAGUCUGAAUAACUCACCUACAUUAAAUCCACUACCACAUACUAGUAGUCCCAAUAACUCACCUACAUUAAACCCACUACCACAUACUAGUAUUCCACAUACCUCACCUAUAUUAAACCUACUACCACAUACUUGUAGUCUGAAUAGCUCACCUACAUUGAACCCACUACCACAUAUUAGUAGUCCCAAUAACUCGUCUACAUUAAACCCACUAUCACAUACUAGUAGUCUGAAUAACUCACCUACAUUAAACCCACUACCACAUACUAGUAGUCCGAAUAACUCACCUACAUUAAAUCUACUACCAUAUACUAGUAGUAUUAACAACUCACCUACAUUAAACCUACUACCAUAUACUAAUAGUCCGAAUAACUCACCUACAUUAAACCUACUACCAUAUACUAGUAGUCUUAAUAACUCACCUACAUUAAACCUACUACCACAUACUAGUGGUCUUAAUAACUCACCUGCAUUAAACCUACUACCAUAUAAUAGUACUCUGAAUAACUCGUCUACUUUAAACCCACUAUCACAUACUAGUAGUCUGAAUAACUCACCUACAUUAAACCUACCACCACAUACUAGUAGUCCAUAUAACUCACCUAUAUUAAACCUACUACCAUAUACUAGUAGUCCGAAUAACUCGCCCACUUUAAACCUACUGCCAUAUACUAGUAGUCCGAAUAAUUCACUUACAUUAAACGUACUACAACAUACUAGUAGUCUGAAUGACCUACAUUAA
Messenger RNA from Lottia gigantea (owl limpet), 2850 nucleotides. RefSeq lists its product as hypothetical. The transcript has 2 exons. The coding region runs from base 1 to 2850 and encodes 949 amino acids. The record is from RefSeq and is a predicted model, not a curated record. Lineage: Eukaryota; Metazoa; Mollusca; Gastropoda; Lottiidae.